Molecule: messenger RNA, 2220 nt
Organism: Tetrahymena thermophila SB210
Lineage: Eukaryota; Ciliophora; Oligohymenophorea; Hymenostomatida; Tetrahymenidae
Product: tetratricopeptide repeat protein
Exons: 8
Biological process (GO): non-motile cilium assembly; intraciliary transport
Cellular component (GO): non-motile cilium; ciliary base; ciliary basal body
Molecular function (GO): kinesin binding
Source: RefSeq, a predicted model, not a curated record
AUGAAUACUACACAGUCUUAAUUCGAUGCCCAAUAAACAUAGUUCUAACAGUAAGCAAACACAUCCAAGUAUAAUUUCGAAGGCGUGAAAUAAAAUCCUCCUCCAACAGGAUAUGCACAGCUUUAAUCCAGAAGAGGUCCUGGUCCCACAAGGUCUGGCCCAACUGGAGCUGAUCGUCCCAUGACUUCUAUUAAAGCAGUUGUUAGAAAUCCACAAAGCUAGGAAUAAAAAUAAGUAAAAAUAGACAAGGUACCUGACUAAUCUCCUGAAAGCAACUUUAAGUAGUAAGAAAAGGAAAUAAAUUAGUUAUUAGAAGCUUCAGCUUUAGCUAAAAUUAAAGGAAAUUUAAGCGAAGCCCUUGAAAAAGCUAAAGAUGCUGUCAACAAAGAGAAACUUUUGAGAAGGUAAAAAGAAAAUAUGAAUUAAGCAGAUUCAAUAAAUAUUGAAUUAAGUUUCACUGUUGCCUAUAAUCUUGCUAACUAGUUGUAAGCAAAUGGCAUUUAUUAAGAAGCACUUCAAAAAUAUUCUGAUAUAAUUAAGAGUAAAAUUUAUCCUUAGGCAUAUAAACUGAGAGUAAAUAUGGGUAAUAUAUACUUUUAGUAGGAAAAAUAUAGUGCUGCCAUAAAAAUGUAUAAAAUGGUCUACGAUUGGCUGCCUCCUACUUCAAAAGAAAUGCGUUUCUAAGUACUUAAAAAUAUAGGACACGCAUAUGUUAAGGAAGGAAAAUUUGAUGAUGCAAUCAACACUUAUGAGACUAUUAUGAAAGGAAAUCCUGAUUUCUAGACUGCAUUUAAUUUACUUCUUUGUCUUUACGAUUAAGGUGAUAAGCUAAGAAUGAAGGAUUGUUUUUCUUCAAUGUUAGGAAUUGAAAUCCCUGGCUACACUGAAAAUGAAGAAGAAGAAAUGAAUUAAGAAUCUGCCUUCAAUGAUCCUUUGAGAGAAGAAAUCAAGGAAAAAAAGAGAAUAGCUAUUGACAUCUUGGUUAAAAGUGCUAAACUUAUUGCUCCAGUAAUAGAAGAAGACAUUAUUGAUGGAUAUGAUUGGAUUAUUGAAACUUUAAAGGAGUCUUAUUUCCCUGAAGUUUAAGCAGAAGUAGAAAUUUGCAAGGCUAUGGCAUAUUUAAAAUCUAAAAAUAUGGACAAGUCUAUUGAAACUCUAAAAUCUUUUGAAAGAAAAGAUAAAAUUAUGAUGGGUAGAGUUGCUACUAACAUUUCUUUCCUUUAUUUCUUAGAAAAUGACUUCAAAAAUGCAGAGAAAUAUGCUGACGUUGCUAUUAACUAUGAUAGAUUUAAUCCAAAAGCUUUAGUCAAUAGAGGUAACUGUUUACUCGUUAAAAAUGAAUUUUUACGUUCAAAAGAGCAGUACUUAGAAGCUAUUGGUGUUGAAGCCGACUGCAUUGAAGCCCUUUACAAUCUUGCUUUUGUAAAUAAAAAAUUAAACAUGUUCAAUGAAGCUUUAUAGGCAUUAGAAAAACUAUAAACUAUUAUAUCUACACCAGAAGUUGUUUAUUAGAUGGCCAGUAUUCAUGAAUUGAUGGGCUAAACUAAAUAAGCUUUAAAAUGGUACUAAGUCUUACUUACCAAGGUUCCUACCGAUCCCAAUAUCCUUGCCCGUGUUGGUAACAUAUUUGCUAGGGAAGAUGAUGAAACUCAAGCUCUCCAUUACUACUCUGAAUCAUAUAAAUAUUUACCUACAAAUAUUGAAACUAUUGGAUGGUUAGGUAUCUAUUAUGUUAAAUAAGAAUAUUAUGAAAGAGCUUGUCACUUCUUUGAAAGAGCUUCAUAAAUUUAACCUAAAGAAAUUAAGUGGAGAUUGAUGGUUGCUUCUUGCUACAGAAGAAUGGGCUCAUAUCAAAAAGCUCUUAAAAUAUACGAAGAAAUAUAUCAAGAUGAACCUCGUAACGUUGAAUGUCUUAAAUUCCUCACUUAAUUAUGCAAAGAAAUGGGAUUACCCUAUGAACAAUAUGCAUCAGAAUUAAGAAAGUUAGAGGCAGAAGAGUAUGCUGUUAACUAUCAAAUUGAACCUUAAGGUGGUUAUGAUCCAAAUAAUGGAGGAUAUGAUCCUUAUGGUACUGGCUAAAGUGGUAAUUAAGAAAUCGACAUAACUUCUCAAACAAGACGUGGAGUUGUAGCUAGACCAUAACAAUAAGUGCAACAAUAAAUCUAAAAUGAAGAUGACUGGGGUGCAGAUGAUCUUGGAGAUGGAUUAAUGCCAGUUUGA